UCUCUAUAGUCCCCAUUCCCGUUGACUUGUCUUGUCAUUGUCUUGUGCUUCCAUGCCAUAGCCCUUUCCUGCUUGAUCUUUGGCCUCAUUUCCCUCUUUCCAAGACCCUCUCUCACUCACACUUGUCUGAAAACUUCGCUCUCUCUCUUCUCUCGCUCGCCGUGGGUUCUGUGUCAGUGAAUUAUCUAGCUUUGAGUCCAAGAGGUUGCAGUUUGUUGCAGAGCUGUGGAAUUGUGGGAUCAAGCACCGGGCGGGUCUACGUGACGUGGUGUGCUGAACUGGAUCGUGCUUGCAAAGGAGGGCUGUGUCCAGGGGUAUUCGUUGUAGUUCGAUUUUCGGCACCAUUUCGAGAAGGUCUAGAGCUGUGGUCGUCGCAGGUGGUUGGUGUGUGGGUCACCGGAGAGUGACCGAGUUGUGAAUUGUAGCUAGAUGCCUGCCAUGAGUUUAGUUGCGGGGGGACGAAAUGGUGGCGAGCAGGUGCAAUGCGGUGGCCCUAUAAAGGGUUGCGGCAAGCCGUUACCCAGAGUUGGAAGGAAAUCAGCUUGUGCGGCACCGGGUACUUACCCACCGGCACCGACGUGCCCCGGGGAUGCAAUGCAGUGGCACUGCCAUGGGGCUAACUACGAGGAGCUUGUCUCGAAUUUGCAGAAUCGUGGAAUUUUGACUUCGUUGGAUGCGGCGGCUGCAAUGUCCAAGGUCGACCGGAAGUUGUUCGUGCCAACCACGGGCUUCGCUUACAACGACGUCCCUCAGGUCAUCGGAUAUGGGGCGACAAUCUCUGCUCCUCACAUGCAUUCCCAUUGCCUUUCUUUGCUGGCGGAUUUCGCAAAACCGGGCAUGUCAGUUCUCGAUGUCGGCUCCGGAUCUGGCUACCUGACGGCUGUCUUUGGCCUCAUGGUUGGAGAGACUGGUCGAGUCAUUGGGGUUGAGCACAUUCAAGAACUCGCUGAAAGAUCAAUCGAUGCUAUCAAGGAGACACCGGCGGGUGAGCUCAUGGACAAAGGGAGAAUCGUUGUACAUGUUGCCGAUGGAAAGCUUGGCAAUGAAGAGGGCGCACCCUAUGAUUGCAUUCACGUCGGUGCUGCUGCUCCAGAACUUCCUGAAGCUCUCGUGCAACAACUAAAACCUGGAGGUCGAAUGGUCAUUCCACUGGGAACAGAUAACCAGGAUUUGGUGAUUAUCGACAAACUGCCGGAUGGAUCGAUCAAGAAGACCAUAGAGAUGGUUGUCCGAUACGUGCCUCUCAUCUAGAAGCGGAGAUUUUUUUUGCCGAAGACGUGUACUCACCCUCACCGUCAACAGUAUGCAUUCUAUUCUAAAGCAAUUCUGAUCCUAUAAAGCUACUAGGUCCAACACGGUUCACAUACUCUCUUCUGAAAUUAAUUAAGAAGCUAUGAUCGCCUCGGCCCAAUAAUAUAAAUACUUCUAAACAUUGAUAGUGGCAGAUCACAGCAAUCUGAACUUCUAGCUCUACCAUUCCCUGGCUGGAUGAUCCACUGCAACAUUCCCUCACAACUCUGCAGUUCCUAAAGUCUCUCAGCUGUAAAUUAGACUCCUUCCAUGCCACCCAUGGGACAGUUUUUACGGUUGUGAGCUGCAAAUUUCGCUGACGACACUCCCUUGAAAUCAAUAAAGACUACUAGUCACUCAUUCACACCUUCUA
Messenger RNA from Physcomitrium patens, 1663 nucleotides. RefSeq names its product protein-L-isoaspartate O-methyltransferase 1. Gene Ontology annotation, molecular function: protein-L-isoaspartate (D-aspartate) O-methyltransferase activity. NCBI's taxonomy places the organism in Eukaryota, Viridiplantae, Streptophyta, Bryopsida, Funariales, Funariaceae. The record is from RefSeq and is a predicted model, not a curated record. Gene Ontology annotation, cellular component: cytoplasm. Gene Ontology annotation, biological process: protein modification process.